AUGGAAGUCUUGUGCGAUGAAUUUCGUAAUGUAAAAUCUCCAAUUUAUUCAUAUCGGCCGAUCAUAAAGUUUGAUUGGAAGGAGAAGAAGGAUGAAGAAAAUCGUGUACAUAUUCAUUUUAAGAGCGCCCCAAAAUUACAAACCAUCAAUAUUAAUGGAGAAAUAAUUUUUCACUUAAAAGAUAUUGAGAAUGAAAACAAAACGAGAAAGAAGUUAUCAGAUGUCCAUCGAAAAAUGAGAUGA
Molecule: messenger RNA, 243 nt
Organism: Clunio marinus
Lineage: Eukaryota; Metazoa; Arthropoda; Insecta; Diptera; Chironomidae
Source: the annotation of a GenBank genome assembly